AUGCCUCUCCUUCCAAACGUCAACUUACCGUGGCCGAUGACCCUCCACGCCUUCGGCCUCACCUUCUACGGACUUUAUCAAACAUUCCGCCUUCCAUCCUCUCCCAAAACGACCUCCUCAAGAGUUUCUACUCCACCAACGAACCCAAUGCUCGGCAUCGCCACGUUCGGGCUUGGCCUCGCUUACUUCACAACCUCGUACAUGCCACUCGAGCAGAACCAAUUCUUUUACGCUACUGUCCCAGUCCGCAUCAUCCUCGCUUGUAUGGCUACCGCGAGACUAGUCUUGGAUGGAAAGGUUGGAAGUUUGAGUAAGGAGGAUAGGAUUAACUUGUUGAUGGUGGUAGGGUACGAUGGAUUGAGUGCGGUGGUUUUAGGAUGGUGGUUAGGGAGUUUUGGUGGACGUGUCCCUCGACUUUGA
Cadophora gregata is the source of this 420-nucleotide messenger RNA. RefSeq lists its product as uncharacterized. The transcript has a single exon. Lineage: Eukaryota; Fungi; Ascomycota; Leotiomycetes; Helotiales; Ploettnerulaceae. The coding region runs from base 1 to 420 and encodes 139 amino acids. The record is from RefSeq and is a predicted model, not a curated record.